Molecule: messenger RNA, 2469 nt
Organism: Alternaria burnsii
Lineage: Eukaryota; Fungi; Ascomycota; Dothideomycetes; Pleosporales; Pleosporaceae
Product: fad-binding domain-containing protein
Exons: 5
Coding region: 1-2469 (822 amino acids)
Molecular function (GO): FAD binding
Source: RefSeq, a predicted model, not a curated record
AUGUCCGUAUCCACGCCAGGAAAGCUGGAAUCACUGCGUAACGUCCUUGCCAAAAGCUCAGACCGGGAUGUCCUUCACAAAUACCUCCGAAGGUCCAAUACUGGCCUCCUUCGAGACGCCGUUCUGGUCACCCUCCACCGAAAAUGGUCAGCAACCCCACCGCACCGCCUCACUGAGCUUGGAAUCACCACCUACGAUAGAGCCACCAACCAAGGGCAACCCAUAGCUGGUCCACAUGCUGAAGACCUACUCCGCCAAGUAUGGUCUCUCCACCUCGUCAUCCGCUCCACUGCGCACCUCGACUCUACACCCGCUGGUCUAGACCCUUUCCACUUCGGUACGACAGUUUAUGUCUCCCACGAAGAGGCUCUCAAUUUCCUCCAACAGAUCUGGCAUCAACCCAUGGAUGAAAAGAAAGCAGCAUCCGGCUUCCGACCAAUCGUGUACAUGUCCUUCGGCGCCAAUGACAGCAUAAGCAAGAUGCGAAAGACAGCCUUUGACUUCGAUCCUUCUAGUAUAGUUACUACGAUAGCAACUCUAGACGCGCAAGUUAUUCCUCAGCAAGCAAAGAUAACGCGCCACGCAGAUGCAUCGUUCACGUACCUCCUCCAGCAGUUCAAGAUCCCUGUCCAUCACCCUCAGAAUAGUGGCAAUGCUGCCAUGUACGCUACCAUUAUCGCCACCCUUUCGGCCAUUCGUUUCGAAAUAUACUCGUGCCCGGUAAACAAGGUCGCGAAGCCAGGACAGACAGGGCAGUCGAGUCGCAAGUCGGCAGAGUCUGUGGUGCAGGGUUUGAUGAAUUGGCCGACGCCGGCGCCGCCGAUUGGGGUCAGAGUAUAUUGUUGGAGAUGUGGAAUUGAGUCGCAUGACUUUGCCGAUUGUCUGGAUAUGGAUCUGAGAUGUAUUAUCGAUGCGAGGAAGAUCAGAGAGGAACCGGCGGGCGGGUUCGCCCGCGGACAGCGCCGCAGCCAAGACGGCGCCGUUGGGAGAGUGGUCGGGAUCAGAAUCUCCUCUUUCUCGACCGGCUCUAUCCAUACCAUACCUUACUAUUCGACGGGCAUAACAUGUUGCGACUCUCUCAAGCUCGUCUUUGGAGCUAACAAGACAUUUGACACCGCGCCGACAACGUACUGGUCGGUACAGCAACUCGAGGUGGAGCCCUAUUGCACGUUCACGCCAACCGCGGCUCUCGAAGUCUCGAGCCUAGUCCUAAUCGCACGUCUUACACAAUGCCCUUUUGCCAUCAAGAGCGGAGGUCAUGCAGCCUUUCCUGGUGCUUCUAGCAUCGAGGGUGGCAUCACUGUCGAUAUGGCCAAUAUGAACCAGAAAAAGCUCUCUGCGGAUAAGAAAUCUGUUGCUGUCGGCCCUGGCAACCGGUGGAAGGAGGUUUACGAUUACCUGACACCGUACAAUCUUGCCAUUGUUGGCGGACGAGCGGCAUAUGUCGGAGUAGGCGGUCUGACACUUGGCGGAGGUAUCAGUCACCAUACCAACGAGUAUGGCCUGGCGUGUGAUAACAUUGCCUCCUUCGAACUCGUUACCGCAUCAGGUAUCAUCCUCGAAGUGAGCCAAGAGACCUUUCCAGGCCUUUACUGGGCUCUUCGCGGCGGAGGCAACAACUUCGGCAUCAUUACGACAUUCAACUACGAGACCCUGCCUCAAGGCCUUAUGUUUGCGAGCAAACGCCAGUACAAUGCGACUUACGCACCCGCCCUAUUCGACGCAUUUGGAAGUGCAGUGGAGGCCGCUGAGACCGAUACCAAACUUGCGCACUUCGUUGCCGUCGCAUACUCUCGUGGUGUUAAGAUCGCAUCCACUGAGUAUGAGUACUUUGACCCGAUCGACCCAGCGAACCCACCCGCUAUACUGAAGGAGUACUUCUCGCUUCCUCCGCUCACGGAUAACACACGCAACUGCAGCCUAGCUGAUACAACACCCGGGCUGAGCCAAAGCAUGCCAGACAGCUUCCGGACGACUAUGUGGUCUCAGUCUUUCAAGCUGAACACAGAUUUGAUGAAGCGCAUGACUGACCAUCUCUUUGAGAUUGCGCCGAAUAUUCCCGUUGGUGCGCCCAGUGUCUCGUUCCAAGCGUUCAGCAAGCCCGCCCUCAAGGCCAUGCAGAAGAAGGGCGGCAAUGCUCUUGGCCUCCAUCCCGAGAAUGGUCCUCUAUUUCAUGCUCUCUUUUACCUCUCGUGGACUGACGAGAAGGACGACAAGGUCGUCUUGAAGGCGGCGCAAGAUUUCCUAAGUGCAUCGGUUGCUAUGGCAAAGGAGCUGGGUGCAUACAAUGACUAUAUGUACAUGCCGUAUAGUAGCCCUUACCAGCCAGUCAUCUCAGGAUAUGGCUUGGAAAAUGUAGCCAAGCUGAACAAGGUGUCGAGAAAAUACGACCCUACGGGUGUAUUCCAAAAGCUGCAGCCGGGAUACUUCAAACUCGAUGGAACAGCGCCUUAUGGCCAGGUCGUGUAA